Toxorhynchites rutilus septentrionalis is the source of this 1910-nucleotide messenger RNA. It is a transcript of the gene msl-3, whose product is annotated as male-specific lethal 3 homolog. Gene Ontology annotation, cellular component: MSL complex; NuA4 histone acetyltransferase complex; nucleus. Gene Ontology annotation, biological process: chromatin organization; regulation of DNA-templated transcription. Lineage: Eukaryota; Metazoa; Arthropoda; Insecta; Diptera; Culicidae. The record is from RefSeq and is a predicted model, not a curated record. Bases 128 to 1726 code for a protein of 532 amino acids. The transcript is spliced from 4 exons.
UGUUUUUGUUAUUCUCGCUAACGCAGAAAAUCCUGCACUUGUCGACCGGCAAUUACGUUUUACAAUAAUUUUUCUACAAUUUCGGUGCAAAAGACACCACGACGGCCUUAAGAUUGACCCGUCAAGCAUGGUGUCCACGCGGACCUAUAAAUACAAAUUCGCGGAUGGCGAGAAGGUGCUUUGCUACGAACCAGAUCCAACUAAAGCGAAAGUGUUGUAUGAUUCGAAGGUAUUAGAGGUAUCCGAAGGGAAAGAUAAGCGUGGUCGGAGACUUAUCGAAUAUUUGAUACACUUCCAAGGAUGGAACUCUUCCUGGGACCGGAAGGUCAGUGAAGACUUCAUACUCAAAGACACCGAGGAAAAUCGACAACUACAGAAGGAUUUGGCGGAAAAGUCUCAACUGCAUCAGGGGACGUAUCUUUAUCGGAAGGAGCGAAAAAAGAGAGAUAAAAGUUUGACGGCGCGAAUCGAAUGUCUAACGACUGGCGCGCCAAAGCCGUCUCAAGUUAACCAAGGAUCAUCCGAGGAGGGUAGCUCUUGCAGCAAUGGUUUUAGCCGAGACGAGGGCGAGUUCAAUAUUGACGCAUUGGAUGGUGACACUGAGUACUAUAGCAGUUCAGUUGAAAGUAGCCACGAGGAGGACAAAGUGUACAUUCAGGUCGGAGACAAACUGAAAAGAUAUCUCGAAUUCGAUCACAGCAUGAUAUCGGAGAACAAUCUCAUUGAAAUACCCGCCAAGAUUCCGAUUGUGACAAUUUUGGAAAACUUUGUCCGUCACUACACAAUUCGGCAACUGUUCGAUUUGGGACAGGAACAAGCGAAACAUAGACGACGAAAUAGCUCCUUCCUGAAAGGGGAUCAGAAAACCAAAGACUACGAAGCGAUUCGAGCCAAUGUCGAACUUUGCAAAGAAGUAGCCGACGGUUUGCGUUUGUACUUCGAUUUCACGCUGAAGGACUAUCUUUUGUACCCUCGUGAGAGGCACCAGGCGGAGUUGGUCUUGUCGGAAGAGUAUCUGACGAAUUUUACGUAUAUAGCAACGCCCAGCUUUUCUCUAGAUUUACUCACGAUACGUUUGGAAUCACCAGUGACUGAGCCUGGAGUUGAGCAAGCCGAUCCAUCGAGUGCUGGCAGUUAUGCAACAGCCCAAGAAGAGAAAAAACGCCGUCGAUUACGUUCUCACAAGAAUGAGGAAAACGAAUUUAUCCUUGAUUUGGGUUUCAUCAAGCCGGAAACCCUUUCUCCGGGUAACACCAACGCGCUAACAUUUUCGCUGCUGAAAACUGCUUUCCCCACGAAUGUAACCAUUUCUUACCAAGCGAAAGAGAUUUUGGAAGAUGCGCUCGAGUGGAAAAUUCUACCUUCCAAUGCUCCCGCGGAACCGUCCAUGAUUUAUGGCGCACCACAUUUGGCACGAUUGAUCGUCAAACUGCCGGAGUUUCUGUCCGCCACCACGAUGGUCGACGAGAAGUUGAAACUUUUGUUGAAGUUUCUGGAUUGUUUCUCCGAGUUUAUGGAGGAUCACGAGGAACUGUUCGGAAGGCAGAUGUACACCGAUAAGGGAGCCAUGGGUGAUGUGGUGAAGCUUGAGGGAGACGUCGGACUCGCGGCCACAGAUACUAGUGGAAUGAGCUGCAUGCGGAUAAAGGAGGAACAUCUAGGAUUGCAGGAUGCCGGGUUAAUACCUGGCCCGCUGUUGUCCGAUGUGAAGGUUGAGUUGCCUUAGAAGAGAGCUGAUAAACUGUUUUGUUAACAAAUGAUGCUUGAAGGAUUGGAAGAAGCCUUGCAGUUUUUUUCCAUUAUCAAAAUGAAUAUCAUUACUCGAGUGGAGUAUUUCACAUCUAUUAUUAUUGUUAUGCGUAGGAAUUAAAAUAAACACAUUCAAUAAAUCAGAGAUUAUAAUCAGACAA